Messenger RNA from Cebus imitator (Panamanian white-faced capuchin), 1085 nucleotides. RefSeq names its product spermatogenesis associated 48 (gene SPMIP7). The record is from RefSeq and is a predicted model, not a curated record. The annotation marks the transcript as partial. The transcript is spliced from 7 exons. Lineage: Eukaryota; Metazoa; Chordata; Mammalia; Primates; Cebidae.
AUGGAUGUAGAGAUUCAGAACACACCUGGAAAGAUAAGUAUCUCUAAAAGGUCCAUCCUUUCAGGAACUGUUGAGAAUAUAGAUUACCCACACUAUUGUGAUCUCUUAAGAAAAAUGAACAUGCCUUUUGUGAAAGGUCUUGAGAACAGACAUAACUAUGGCAGAUUUGAAAAUAAAUGCAACCCUGCUUUUCUUAAAUUUCACCCUUAUCCCCCUUCAGUCUUGCCAGACUAUCAUUUACAUUACCCUUAUCCUCCACCAUAUGGGCCACGUUAUCCAUUAUUUCCACUUCGGGAUGAUGUGACCUUAGGUGAUUCCUGUUCAGGGUUUAUGAGUCCUGGUGGUGAUGCUGAUUUAAAUCCUGGCAUUGGCAGAACCAUACCAACCCUAGUGGAUUUUAGUGAUGUGAAACCUCAACAUCGAGUUCCCAGACCAGAUACAGGAUUUCAAACAACAAUAAAAAGGCAAAAAAUUCUAUCAGAAGAACUGCAACAGAACAGGAGAUGGAAUUCCAGAGAAGCACCAGACAUUUCUAUCAGAGCAAGACUUGGAGGUUGGACAAGCCCACUGAAAGUUACCCCUUUACAACCUCAACAUGAAGGACGCUCAUUAAGACACAUGUUUACAUUUGAUGAGGAGGCAACAUGUACAGUUGAAGGUGAACCACUUGUUCAACCAAACAAGAAAUGUAAUGCAAAGGACUCAUUUUACAAAUCCUCUACACAAAAAGCUUAUGAAGAUGUUCCUUGGGAUAAAAUGCUACCACGAAAACUUGAUCCAGAAGAAACAACUUUGGAAAAAGCUGCUGACCCCAUCUCACAAUGUUUUACUCUGAAAAGAUACGAAAGGGUGCCAGCAAUAACUCAGGUGGUUGGUGACCUCUGGGACAGAUUUCAAACCAGAUCUUUCUUGGCACCAGUCAAACCAAUUAAUUUUGUGAGUUCAAGUUCUCGAAGUAAAUAUGUUCCUCUCUAUACUGGUCAUGUGCAGUCUGCAAAUGCUGAUGAUGUUGACAACCCCUUGGGAGACCUCUUAUCCCUAGCCAAGCCGCGGUGCUCUAAGCCUCUGUAUACAAACACAAGUUG